AUGGCUUCCCUUGCCGCGUCCUUCCGGACGCUGUCCCUCACCACCGCCCGCGCGGCUAUCCGCCCCCAAUGCUGCUCGCAGAAGAUUGCCGUUCGCGCCAUGUCGACGGCCAUCAUGACGAGGCAGCCGAUGAUCAAGACCGAGGCUCUGUUCGCGCGCAAGAGCGCCGCUGUGGGCAACGCGAUUGUGCAGCAGACGAGGGGAAUGAAGGUUCACAGCUCCGUCAAGAAGAGGUGCGAGCACUGCAAGAUUGUUCGCCGCAAGGCCGGCAAGCGACACAACGGUUACUUGUACGUCAUCUGCAAGGCGAACCCCAGGCACAAGCAGCGCCAGUCGUAA
Colletotrichum truncatum is the source of this 339-nucleotide messenger RNA. Its product is annotated as mitochondrial 54S ribosomal protein bL36m. Gene Ontology annotation, molecular function: structural constituent of ribosome. The record is from RefSeq and is a predicted model, not a curated record. Gene Ontology annotation, biological process: translation. Gene Ontology annotation, cellular component: mitochondrial large ribosomal subunit; ribosome. Lineage: Eukaryota; Fungi; Ascomycota; Sordariomycetes; Glomerellales; Glomerellaceae.